GCAACAUUCGCGAGAAAAAAGCAGGGGUAUUGCAUGCGCGCCUAUAAAUUAUUCUUGAUCCUAGCAAAAUGCAUCAGUCUAUCCGGCAGAGCAAAAGAGCAACAUGAAACUAUUGCUUGUCGUCCUUGCGGCAGUGGCCGCAGUGAGCAGCCUUCCCGCUCCUGGUCUCUACCCUGGUCUUGGCCUCGGCCUUUACCCUAGCCUGUAUUCAGGUCUCUACCCCCGACUCUACCCCAGCCUCUACUCAAGCCUGCUACUGAAGAAAGCAGCCCUUGGCCUCUACUCGCCCUACUCCUCUCCCUUCGCCCUUCUGGCCGCCCACGACCUCCUUCGCCCUCCCACCCUGACCAUCCACAAGAAGGUGGCCGUUCCAGUUGUGAAGCCUUUCGUCGUCCCCGUCGACAAACCCGUCCCGUUUGUGGUUAAGAAGAAGGUUCCUGUUUACUACGACGCCCCUUACCCUGUCAAAAUUGAAAAGCCCUUCAAUGUUUUUGUCGACAAGCCCGUUCCCGUCGGAGUCGAUGCUCCCUACCCCGUCCCCAUUAACAAGGACAUCCCCGUGCCCUACGUCAAGGACUACCCUGUCCCCAUUGAGCACAAAGAGCCCCUGGACGUCAGCCUGGACACCACUGGCUUUUCCUCCUUCCCCGAGGACGUCCACCUUGGCAAGAAAAAGGUUUGUCUUUUGGCGGGCUGCGCCCUGGCAGCGGAAGUGUCUGAAGACAAGCGGGACAAGAGGGGUGUCUUCUCCUCCUACGGCUCUUAUGGAGACUAUGACCUGUUCGACAAGGCUUUGCCACCCACAACCGUGGAAAUCACCAAACAUGUGGGAGUGCCUGUUCCACACGCUGUUCCGUUUAUCGUAGAAAAGAAGGUUCCCUACAAAGUGCCCGCAUACUACCCUGUCGACGUUCCCCGCCCCUACGCCGUGCACGUGCCGGUGAAGGUCCCAGUCGCCGUUGAAAAGCCGUACGCCGUGCCUGUCGAAAAGCCCUACCCCGUCCACGUUCCGUACAAAGUGCCCGUUCCUGUUGCAAAGCCAUUCGCCGUUCCCUACGAAAAGCCGUACCCUGUGCCUGUGCCCAAGGCCAUCCCCUACGGAGUGCCCACUCCCUAUCUGGUGCCCAAGCCUUAUCUUGUGCCCAAACCAUACGUCACCGAUCCCUGGUGGUGAAGAGACUGCUUCAGAAAAUAUUCGAUAAAAGACUAUAACUCGGUGCUCUCAAUUUGGAAUAAUUAUUCAUCAACUAUGAGAGCUUUCCAAGAUUUAAUGCAUUAUUUGUAUUAUGUAUAAUUUUUGUAAAAUAAAAUGUUGCGUAAAGGCGAA
Messenger RNA from Neocloeon triangulifer, 1327 nucleotides. Its product is annotated as BCL-6 corepressor-like protein 1. The record is from RefSeq and is a predicted model, not a curated record. Lineage: Eukaryota; Metazoa; Arthropoda; Insecta; Ephemeroptera; Baetidae. The transcript is spliced from 4 exons. The coding region runs from base 104 to 1174 and encodes 356 amino acids.